CGUAAAGUAUAGUCUAUUUUUAUGUCAAAAGCAGCCGGGCGUGCGAUACCCAGCAGAGAAGGAAUGAUGCAGAAAUUUGAAAUAACGGAAGGUGGCACUGCCCCUGCAGAAGGUCCUUCAGGUAACCGCAUUUUGAUAGCACUGGCAGCAGUGUGUGCAAUCGUCACCGUAGUAGCCAUAGUUGUAGCUGUAGUGGCAGUGUCGAGAUCCUCGACCACACCAAACAUCACCAUCCGAGGCGACCAAACGACAAUAGGUGGCAGCACCUCUGGACAAGGAUCGUCUGCUGGGAGUUCUGCUGGGAUCUCAGGCUCUGCAGUCUCAUCAUCAUCUGGAGGACGGAUCUUCACGAUUGCUGUAGGGCAUGAUUUAGGCCCAUUUGAAUAUGUAGACACCUCUGGCUACUUGACAGGCUUCCAUCAUGAUUUAAUCGAAGCGGUUUGCACCGAGGCCGGAAUGGAUUGUCGUACUAUAUGGGACAAGCAUACCAACUGCUGGGAUUCCACCCCAGGACAACCCUCACACGGUGGCCAGGGUUUGAUGGGCCGUUGGUAUGAUGCCUGCACCGGCUGGUUUCGUACCUUAGAGAGGAUUCAGGUGUUCAGUUUUUCUUCCCCUUUCCUGAAGCCCCCGAGCGUGCAUUUAUUUGUCAAAAAAGGGAACGCUGUUAUGUUUCCUUCCAAAAAUCUAGCUAACAAGACAAUAGGUUUCGUUGAUGGCUGGGCUUGUGACGAGAGGUGUCUGGCCAGAUGGACUGACGUAACAGGUCAGGACAAUAUGACCGUCGUUCACGCUCCGACUCCUGGAGAUAUCUUUGCCAAGUUGAAAAGUGGUGAAAUGGAUGCAGCAUUUUUGCCUUUCCUCGCCAUGGCGGGCCAUGCAUCAGGAGCCAACCCCGAGUUUGAACAAGUCCCUUGGGGUGGUUUUUAUUGCACGGAGGCUGGGAAUGGUAUGAUGACACGGAAAGACAACGACUUCACCUCCCAUUGGAACGUAGGAUUCAGCAAACUGGUCUCCAGCGGGAAGUUUAAGAAAUUAUGCGACGCAGCGGCUGCCAAACAUGGUUUUCGUGGUCCCGUGGACUGCGUAGACGGCUAACACUAUCAUUAAGACCGGAGAUGAAAAACAACAGAGAGAAAAGCCAAUAUUGGAACCCAAGUAUCAACUUCAAAACUUAACCCGUCAAAAACAAAACUCUGUUUCAAGUGUUUAUUGGUUUUCAAACAGAUGUCCGCCAUACCAUAUUUGGACAAAGUGUGAUUGAGGGACCGCUCACAGUAUUGCAUUCAGCGAAAGUCCCCGCAUUGGCUAGGUCGACAUAACUCUACGUUAUGAACGGCCCCUAAGGGUGCAUUCCCAGAGAUUUAGAUCGAUCCAGAGAUUUAGA
This is a messenger RNA of Lingula anatina, 1387 nucleotides long. RefSeq lists its product as uncharacterized. NCBI's taxonomy places the organism in Eukaryota, Metazoa, Brachiopoda, Lingulata, Lingulida, Lingulidae. The record is from RefSeq and is a predicted model, not a curated record.